Molecule: messenger RNA, 655 nt
Organism: Schistocerca serialis cubense
Lineage: Eukaryota; Metazoa; Arthropoda; Insecta; Orthoptera; Acrididae
Exons: 3
Coding region: 35-475 (146 amino acids)
Source: RefSeq, a predicted model, not a curated record
UAUUUCGCUAUUUACGAAUGAGUGGCGUUUUCCGAUGUUGUGGUUAGGCGUGAACCUAAGAGGACAGCUUAAACUGCUGCGAGUGAAUCGAGGAGCAAUAAUAUUCAAAUUCUUCCUUAUCAUAAAGUCGGCAGCCGAUAAUGCCGUCGUCGAUAUUGUGCGUGACGUCACUUUUGCGGGUAUUGUUGAGAAAAGAGCCUUACUGCUUUUGUGUGCAGCUGAGCAUGUCCACGUGAAGAAAAGGAGUAAGGCACUGCCUAAAAAUGCAGAAAAAAUUGUCUUUUCGCACCAUAAUCUUCCACUCCCAAAGUUUAAUUACGAGAAUUCACAUGCAAAUACCGUUUCAGAAACACCAAAUAUCGCAGUUGCUGACAGCAGUUCAGCAGUCAUUAAUGCAGAAGCUAUUGCUACAUCAACUCUGCCACAACAGCUAGCCACAUCUAUGGCACCGCCGUUGCGUAUUCCACCAUUCUGAGCUUUCAAUGACGAGCACAAGGAGAGGAACGAGUAUUAUGUUCAGUUUGCCACUCAUUGCAUUACACAUCAGGAGCAAGGUUCCUGAUUGGAGAGAGGUGUCAACAUUAGAGGAGUACAAAUAGGAUUUUUUUAUGGUGCAGCUAUUUUUACAUAAAUUUAAUGAACAGAAAGUUGUGGA